Molecule: messenger RNA, 576 nt
Organism: Trichomonas vaginalis G3
Lineage: Eukaryota; Parabasalia; Trichomonadida; Trichomonadidae
Exons: 1
Coding region: 1-576 (191 amino acids)
Source: RefSeq, a predicted model, not a curated record
AUGGAAUUUGAUGAUACUCCAUAUCAAGUACAACAGAUCCAAGCCAGGAGCAGAGAUCAAAAGGUAUCUGCAGUAGAUAGGGAUCAAAUUGAAAAACAAAGACUUGCUCAGCGUCAUGAAUGUUUUCAGAGAUAUCCACAAUAUGAUGAUCUUGUUAAACCCGAUCCAAAAGCAUCAUAUGCUAUUAAUGAUGCGGAACGUUUUAACAGAGAUUAUAUUGCAGAUCAAAAAGCUCAAAAACAAGCGGCCUACGAUAUGACAUGGAAACGAGCAGCACACAGGCAAAAACAACAAGAAGAAUAUGAAAAAGCAAUUGAAGCACGAAGAAUUCAAGAAGCUGAAGAUGAAAAAAAGAGAUCUGAAGUAAAUGGAAAGCAUGAUUUAAACGAAGAGUCUGUUUUAUAUAAUCCUGUCACAAAUGCAGCACCAGAUACAACAACAGAGCGUGGAACAAUGCUCAUGACACAAGAUACACAAAAAACAAUGCGCCGCGAAGCAAGAGCAAAGCGAAUUUACCAUGCAUCAAACUCAAAUCAGUAUAAUCCUAUAACCGGUGAAUUAAGAGAAAACUGGUAA